AUGCCACGCUUUACAGAAGGUACUGGAAUUCCAAUCCGUAAUGUACAAGAUGUGCUCGGAGCGCCGAAAGCACCCCUUGUGCCUGACCACAUCCGCGUUAAGAACCGGCGGAAGCGGUACUUAGAUACGCACCCGGAAUACUUUGGCCCGCAGCUUGAGCUCGCAGAUCCAUUGUUGUAUGACCGCCUGGUACGCAGAUUCCAAACGCCUGCGGAACGCGAGGCCGAAGGACGACAGAAAGGUUACUCUGGUAUUCUCGAGGCCGAUAUCUACCGCAGCGAGGCCAAACUCGAUGCACUACGACACCCUGACCCGAACAGCAUGUUCACGUAUAAAAGAGGGCUCAACGGCGAGAUUCUCGCAGAAGAGCGCGACGAAGUGCCUGCGAAUAAGGAGGACGGGUAUGCACGAUGGCGAUGGGAGAUGGAAACUAGAUUCAUGCGAGGAGGCGAUGAUGACUUCGACUACUCGACGGUCGACGACAAUCCCGAGUAUGAUGACAGAGCGAUAGAAGAGCAGGAUGCCGAAGACAGAUAUUUUGAUGCCCAAGAGCCGGAGUUUCUAGUCGAGUCCAACGAAGAGAACUCACAAAGUCCGGGUAAGGUAUUGCAAGGCGAGACUGGCAUUCAAGACUUUUGA
Messenger RNA from Exophiala spinifera, 639 nucleotides. RefSeq lists its product as uncharacterized. The record is from RefSeq and is a predicted model, not a curated record. The transcript is spliced from 2 exons. NCBI's taxonomy places the organism in Eukaryota, Fungi, Ascomycota, Eurotiomycetes, Chaetothyriales, Herpotrichiellaceae. Bases 1 to 639 code for a protein of 212 amino acids.